CACAGCCAGCAGCAGCUACUUCACCCAGAGAGGCUUAUUUUCCCUCUUUAAUGUGGUUGUAGUUGUGAGUAGUGUGGUGAAUACAGCAAUAAAAGUUUUUCAUAUACUUCAUCGUUAAUUCUGCAGUGAUGCGUGUUUAUUGCUCGUAGUGUGUGACGUUAGCCUUCACCGUUCUGUGAGAGACCUGGGGAUGCCUCAAAGCAAAGUCACCCUUUAACAAGUCCGGACGAUGCGAACUACCUUCCCGAGUCCAUGAUCUCGUCAAAGAUGGUGGCAGCUCACACUUCUGCCCAUUCUUCUGCGUCUGCUGAAUGGAUAGUCUGCCUCGAUAAGCGACCCACAGAGCGCUCUGGAGAAGAUGUAGACAUUAUCAUGGCCCGACUGAAGAGUGUGAAAGCGUUUGAGAAGUUCCAUCCCACCCUGCUCCAGCAAAUCUGUUUGUGUGGCUUCUACGAGUGUCUGGAGAAAGGCAUUACAUUGUACAGACAGGGUGAUAUCGGCACCAGCUGGUACACUGUCCUUUCUGGCUCACUGGAUGUUAAAGUCUCUGAAACUGCAAACCAUCAGGAUGCAGUCACUAUUUGCACACUGGGCAUUGGCACAGCAUUUGGGGAGUCAAUUUUGGACAACACGCCUCGUCACGCCACCAUUGUAACACGAGAGUUCAGUGAGUUACUGCGCAUUGAGAAGAGGGAGUUUAGGACCCUGUGGGAGAAGUAUCGUCAGUGCAUGGCUGGUCUCCUGGCCCCUCCCUAUGGUGUUAUGGAGAGUGCGCCCAGCGCUGACAGAAUGCCUGACAAAGAGAACUUGAGUAGCAACUCUCUGGGAUCAGUGUCCAAACACUUGAGCAAGAAAUCAUUUGUUGAAAACAUUGCCAAACUCCAUCCCAAACCCAUAAUACAGGUACCAUCAGAGAAGAUUUUGUGGGCGGGCAAGAUGCUGAGGAAUGCCAUCCUCUCCCAGGCACCUCACAUGAUCCGUGACAGAAAGUACCACCUGAAGACUUACAGGAGGUGCUGUGUAGGUACAGAGCUCGUUGACUGGCAGAUGCAGCAGGGUUCCUGUGUGCACUCACGGGUUCAGGCAGUGGGGAUGUGGCAGGUGCUGCUGGAGGAGGGAGUGCUCAACCAUGUUGACCAUGAGCUGGACUUCCAGGAUAAGUACCUGUUUUAUCGCUUCUUGGAUGAUGAGCAGGAUGAUGCAUUGCUCGCCAGUGAGGAGGAGAAGAAGGAGACUGAUGAAGAACUGCAGGACACGCUGCUCCUCCUGUCUCAGAUGGGCCCUGAUGCUCACAUGCGCAUGAUCCUUCGAAAACAGCCUGGGCAGAGGACUGUAGAUGACUUAGAGAUUAUUUAUGAGGAGCUGCUGCAUAUAAAAGCCUUAUCACACCUCUCCACGACAGUAAAAAGGGAAUUAGCAGGUGUCCUCAUUUUUGAGUCCCAUGCAAAAGCAGGAACAGUAUUGUUUAAUCAGGGUGAGGAAGGCACCUCAUGGUACAUCAUCCUUAAGGGCUCAGUUAAUGUGGUCAUUUACGGAAAGGGUGUGGUCUGCACACUGCAUGAGGGUGAUGAUUUUGGAAAGCUGGCUCUGGUGAAUGAUGCACCACGUGCAGCCUCCAUAGUCCUGCGAGAGGACAACUGCCAUUUCCUGAGGGUGGAUAAAGAGGACUUUAACAGAAUCCUCAGGGAUGUAGAAGCAAAUACGGUGCGACUGAAGGAACAUGAAGAGGAUGUUUUAGUUCUCGAAAAAAGCAACAUCAGAAGCUCCAGUCAUGUGGGCUCCUCACCGCUGAAGUACACUGUGAUGUCUGGAACUCCAGAGAAGAUUUUGGAACACUUCCUCGAGACUAUGAAGUUAGAUUCCCAGUUCACAGAGUCAGAUCCAGCGUUGGAUGACUUUGUGCUUAUGCACUGUGUGUUUAUCCCCAAUACUCAACUGUGUCCACUCCUUAUUGCCCACUACCAUGCGCAGGCAUCUCAGGGCAGUGAUCAGGAGAGGCUGGACUAUGCUUUGAAUAACAAGCGCAGGGUCAUGCGCCUGGUGCUGCAGUGGGCUGCCAUCAACACUGACCACCUACAGGAGGAGGAGAGUUCACUGGCCUUUCUCCAGGAAUUUUACAUGGCAGUAUCUGAAGAUGCCAGUCUUAUUCCUGCACUUAAAGAGCAGCUUCCUGAGCUGGAGAAGGUCCUCAAACACCACUCUGAAGAUGGGAAACCUUCUCAGAAAAAGCAUAAAGUGCUGCUCCGCCAGUUCAGCAUGGGAGAUGAGAAACUGCAGAAACGACAGCCAAUCAAGAGCACAGAUGAGAUCUUAUUUAAGGUGUACUGCAGUGACCACACCUACACCACCAUACGAGUGCCUGUGUCUGCCUCUGUCAGAGAGGUCCUGUCUGCUGUAGCUGAUAAACUGGGCUCACGAGAUGACCUCCUACUGGUGCACCUUAGCUCAGCAGGAGAUAAAACAGUGCUGAAGCCCAGUGAAGUGUCCAUCUUCUCCUCUCUCAGUAUAAAUGGCCGUCUGUUCACCUGCUCAAGGGAACAGCUUGACUCUUUGACUCCACUGCCAGAGCAGGAAGGGCCGUCUGCUGGGUCCAUGUCCAGCUUUGAGUUAAUGAGCUCCAAAGACCUGGCUUACCAGAUGACCCUGUAUGACUGGGAGCUCUUCAACUGUGUGCAUGAGCAUGAGUUGAUCUACCACACGUUUGGACGGCAUCACUUUAAGAAGACUACAGCCAAUCUGGAUCUUUUCCUUCGACGCUUUAACGAGAUCCAGUUCUGGGUGGUGACAGAGGUGUGCCUCUGCUCGGCCCUCAGCAAACGUGUCCAGCUGCUGAAGAAAUUCAUCAAGAUUGCUGCACAUUGUAAAGAGUUUAGGAAUCUGAACUCAUUCUUUGCCAUUAUUAUGGGAUUAGGUAAUCCAGCGGUCAGUCGACUCAGUCAGACAUGGGAGAAACUGCCCAGCAAGUUCAAGAAGUUUUAUGGGGAAUUUGAAAAUUUAAUGGAUCCUUCUAGAAACCACAGAGCAUACCGCCUCACUGUGGCUAAGCUGGACCCUCCCAUCAUCCCUUUCAUGCCUUUACUCAUUAAAGAUAUGACUUUUACUCAUGAAGGCAACAAGACAUUCGUCGACAGUUUGGUCAACUUUGAGAAGAUGCGAAUGAUAGCCAACACAGUCCGAAUAAUGAGAUACUGCAGAAGCCAGCCAUUCAACCAUGAAGCUCCGCAGGCCACUAAGAACCACCAGGAUGUUCGAAAUUAUGUUCGUCAGUUCAGUGUGAUUGACAACCAGCGCACCCUGUCACAGAUUUCUCACAAACUGGAACCACGGCGGACCUGAACGCUGCUCCACUGAAGAACUACAGUAUCCAUGCUGCUUCACUACUGCCAAUGAAUAAGCUAGCUGCACAUACGACAAGCAUUCAGCGCCCUUCUUCCCAUCUUCCAUGGGGACACUGGAAUUGUUAAUGCUGUUGCCAAAAUACAGCUGAAUUGUAUUUUGAACGAUUGAAGGAAUCACAACAGAAGACAAUCUUUUCAAGGUUUUUUGUACCUCUUUGUGCUGCACUUGGUAUAUUUUUCUGACAUGCUGAGAUGUUGUCUCAUAAUUCCAGGUUUUGUUUUUGGAUCCACCCAAAUGAAUGAUUAAUCUGGUGAUGGAAGCCUCAUAGAUCUGUUGGGAUGUCUGUUGAGAGAAUUUUUUAACAUUCAGAGGUUUUAAGGAGAAAUCAGACAUUUGCUCUUUUGUUUCGAGAGGUUGUGAAGGAGCUUCUCUGCAGAUGUUCUUGUUCUUUUGUCGAGAACAUUUUACAAGGCUUAUCAUGUUAUUAUUUUUAUUUUGUACAUGCUAUUCUGUUUUUUGAAUAAUUGGGGUUUGUGGAUGUUUUGCAUCUGAUGUAAUAGUAAGUGUUAAUUUAUUUGCACCUAAGCAUGAAAUGGAUUAAACACUUCAAGGAUCCCAAGCACAUUUUAGAAGUCUGUGAGUGAGCUUGGUGUAGUUCUGUACUGAUGUAUUAUAGUACAGUCUGUAAGAAAUUGUACAGUGAUGCAGUUUUUGUUGUUUUGGCUCUCUACACCGGCAUACUUGAUACAGUGGCUAUGUCAUUGAAGUCAUAGAAACACAGCUUUAAUUAGAGGAUAGGUACAAACAUAUCGGAGGGAGGAGUUACAGCUGUUUUAAAUACUAUCCUUUAAUUUUCAGCGAGCAAAAGGAGUAGAUAAUUCAGUUCUUUAGCCAGCCAUGUGUCGUUGCAUUGCUAGUUAAUGCCAAAGAGAGCUAACAUGGGCUUAAUAGUCUAGUAUUCUUGGCUGGACAAGUCACCUGAACCCUUUCCACCAUGCACUUUACUUAAAGCAAAACCUGGAAGCAAAAUGGUUCCGAAAUGAGCUAAUACUGAAAAAUGGCAGCAUUAAAGGCCUCACAGCAUCACCAGGGAAAAUCCUCUGGUUGCCAUUAAUUAUGUUAAUUUGCCCGAUUAUUUAUAAAAAGCUGUGAUUUCUAAAUGUUUUGUAAUCCAGUGUGAACAAAAAUACUUUCAAAUUAAGCGUUCAAUCUGUAUGUCUUCAAGGUUUCUGUCAUUUCAAAUCUGGUAUGCUGGAGUGCAGAGCCAAAACAGCAGCAAAAAAAAUCUCUGUCCAGUUCCUGCCAGACUAAACAUGUGUGUUCUGUAAAUAAUUCAGCCCUAUUAAAAGGAGGCCAAUUUGAUGACAUG
Molecule: messenger RNA, 4708 nt
Organism: Pygocentrus nattereri (red-bellied piranha)
Lineage: Eukaryota; Metazoa; Chordata; Actinopteri; Characiformes; Serrasalmidae
Gene: rapgef4a
Product: Rap guanine nucleotide exchange factor 4a
Exons: 31
Coding region: 253-3336 (1027 amino acids)
Biological process (GO): positive regulation of GTPase activity; Ras protein signal transduction
Cellular component (GO): plasma membrane
Molecular function (GO): guanyl-nucleotide exchange factor activity
Source: RefSeq, a predicted model, not a curated record